UCAAUUGAAGAAAAUGAAGUUUACCUGCCAAACGAUGAGCUCUGGAUCUAUGAAAUGGAUAGUGGGCUAUGGACGAUGCACCUGAUGGAAGGAGAGUUACCUACCUCCAUGUCAGGAAGCUGUGGGGCAAGCAUCAAUGGGAAGCUGUACAUUUUUGGUGGAUUUGAUGAUAAAGGAUACAGUAAUCGGCUGUAUUAUGUUAAUUUGCGAACAAAAAAUGGAACCUAUAGGUGGAAAAAAAUUACAAAUUUUAAAGGUCAACCUCCUACACCACGUGACAAGCUUUCCUGCUGGGUGUAUAAGGACAGGCUGAUCUAUUUUGGUGGCUAUGGCUGCAGGAAGCAUAACGAGUUGAGUGAUUGUUUUGAUGUCCAUGAUGCCUUUUGGGAAGGACAGAUAUUCUGGGGAUGGCAUAAUGAUGUUCAUGUUUUUGAUACAACCACACAAACUUGGUCUCAACCAGCAAUUAGAGGUGGAGAUCCACCUCAGCCUCGAGCAGCUCACACAUGUGCUGUGCUGGGAAAUAAGGGUUACAUCUUUGGAGGACGAGUGCUGCAAACUAGAAUGAAUGAUUUACACUGCCUGAAUUUAGACACUUGGACUUGGUCUGGAAGAAUUAAUAUCAGUGGAGAGAAGCCCAAGGAUCGAUCCUGGCACACGUUGACCCCCAUAGGAGAUGACAGACUCUUUCUUUUUGGUGGACUCAGUUCUGAUAAUGUUCCUUUAAGUGAUGGCUGGAUUCACAGCAUUACAACAAAUGGGUGGAAACAACUUACCCACCUGCCCAAGAGCAGACCCAGGUUGUGGCAUACGGCCUGCCUUGGGAAAGAAGGAGAAGUGAUGGUGUUUGGUGGAAGCAAAGAUGACUUGCACUUCAUGGACACGGGUCACAGCAGUGACUUGUUGAUAUUUCAGACUCAACCUUACUCACUCCUCAGGUUGUGUCUCGACUGCAUCGGCAAAAACGCCACUCUCCUGAAGAACCAAAUACCCUGUUUGCCAUCAAAACUCCUGCAGCAAGUGCUGAAAAAAAUAACCUUCUGGGCUGCAGUGAGCCACCGGCAGGAGAAGAAGGCUGAAACUGAAAGACAAAGCCAGCUGAGCUCCACAUGA
This is a messenger RNA of Merops nubicus (carmine bee-eater), 1113 nucleotides long. It is a transcript of the gene KLHDC1, whose product is annotated as kelch domain containing 1. Gene Ontology annotation, molecular function: protein binding. The record is from RefSeq and is a predicted model, not a curated record. The annotation marks the transcript as partial. The transcript has 12 exons. NCBI's taxonomy places the organism in Eukaryota, Metazoa, Chordata, Aves, Coraciiformes, Meropidae.